Messenger RNA from Erigeron canadensis, 1240 nucleotides. RefSeq names its product protein RGF1 INDUCIBLE TRANSCRIPTION FACTOR 1-like. NCBI's taxonomy places the organism in Eukaryota, Viridiplantae, Streptophyta, Magnoliopsida, Asterales, Asteraceae. The record is from RefSeq and is a predicted model, not a curated record. The coding region runs from base 165 to 845 and encodes 226 amino acids. The transcript is spliced from 4 exons.
CUCUCUCCCCCUCCCACUCUCAAAACAUUUCACACACAAAGACUUUCCUAACUCUACAUUUCCACCACUCGAAAAACGAUACAACCCGUUGACUAGUCAAACUGGCGAUCGAUAAUCAAGAUUCCACCCUUGUCCGUGAAAUCAAACCCAAGAACCGCCGUAUUAUGGGUGCUGGAGGACCUGACGAUCAAGAAGAACAAAAAUGGCCACCAUGGUUGAAACCAAUGCUUCAAGAAAACUUUUUUGUUCAAUGCAAGUUACAUGCUGAUUCACAUAAAUCUGAAUGUAACAUGUAUUGUUUGGAUUGCGUGAAUGGUCCACUCUGUUCUCUUUGUCUCAACCACCACAAAGAUCAUCGCAGCAUUCAGAUACGGAGGUCAUCAUAUCACGAUGUGAUCAGAGUAUCAGAGAUACAGAAAUACUUGGAUAUAACAUCAGUACAGACUUACAUUAUCAACAGUGCUAAAGUUGUGUUUUUGAAUGAAAGGCCACAGCCUAGGCCUGGUAAAGGUGUUACAAAUACUUGUGAAGUUUGUGAACGCAGCCUUCUUGAUUCCUUCCGUUUCUGCUCACUUGGUUGCAAGAUUGUUGGGACGUCAAAGAAUUUCGAUAGGAAAACAAAGAUUUCAUCCGUGAAAAAGCAUUUAAUGAUGGCGAUUUCGGAUUCUGAGGAUUCAUACAGCAGUAGCAGCAGCAGCAGCCAUCGACAUCACAGGAGCGACUGUAGGGCUAACAGUUUCACUCCGUCAACGCCACCACCAACAGCCGCCAGCUUCAGGACCGCCAAGAGAAGAAAGGGCAUACCUCAUAGAUCACCGAUGGGUGGACUAGUCAUAGAAUACUAAACCUGUCAGUCAACCCCCUAUACUCUUACUAAAUUACCCAAUGGUCCCUCUCUGGCCUAUUCCUUAAUUACUAAAAUACACAACCUUUCUCUAAUUUCCUAACACCAGUGCUUUCUGUAAAAAGGCCUGUGUGAGGGAACUUACUGUACAAAGAAGCACCCAUAUAGGUAUAGUGUAAUAGUAAUAGUUUUGGGUAGUGCAUAAAUGGAACGAUAUAUAUAUAUAUAAUAAUAAAGACACAAUGUGAAAAUUGAGAAUGUGUACAAGUUAGUAGUAGUUUUGAAUGUAGGAAUAUAAAAAAUAAAGCUCCCAAAAAUGUGAAAUACCUUGGUUAUAUUUGUCGAGAAUGUAAUUAUGUUUUGUUUGACAAUAUAAUGAUAGUUUUGUGUAUUGUA